Topomyia yanbarensis is the source of this 3023-nucleotide messenger RNA. RefSeq names its product isoleucine--tRNA ligase, mitochondrial (gene IleRS-m). NCBI's taxonomy places the organism in Eukaryota, Metazoa, Arthropoda, Insecta, Diptera, Culicidae. Gene Ontology annotation, molecular function: aminoacyl-tRNA deacylase activity; isoleucine-tRNA ligase activity; tRNA binding. The record is from RefSeq and is a predicted model, not a curated record. The transcript has 4 exons. Bases 89 to 2968 code for a protein of 959 amino acids. Gene Ontology annotation, cellular component: cytosol. Gene Ontology annotation, biological process: isoleucyl-tRNA aminoacylation.
AAAAAAUAAUUGAAAAAUAUCCAAAAAUGUUUUGAAAUAUUUUAUAACAGGAUAGUGCUGUUUUGAGUUUUGUGGUUUUUUGAGUAGGAUGUUACCAACUCGUCCUAGAUUAACCACUCGCAAACUACUCCAAGUGUUCCGAUGUUUAUCAACCAAAAGUAUUCCCAAGGAUGAAGUCAAAUUCACUCACACAAUCAAUUUGCCGAAGACUAAAUUUCCAGCCCGGUUGAGCGCUGAAAAGCGUUUGGAAGUGCAGGAUAGGUUGCGAAAGACCAGUUUCAGUGAAUUGUAUCGUUGGCAGCGGGAAAAUUUAUCAAUCGAGCAGGAAUUCACACUACACGAUGGUCCUCCGUAUGCCAACGGGGACCUACACAUGGGCCAUGCGGUUAAUAAAAUACUAAAAGAUUUGAUUCUGAAACAUAAAAUUGCAUCCGGUACAAAGGUCCAUUACGUUCCUGGAUGGGACUGUCAUGGGUUACCGAUAGAGCUGAAAGCACUUGAUGCCUACCACAAAAAAUGUACAGACAAGGUGAAGCAAUUGGAUCCACUGAAGAUUCGCUCAUUGGCUAGGACUUUUGCACAGGAAACGAUCGGUAAGCAGAGGACCGAAUUUGAGCAAUGGGGCGUGACGGCUGACUGGACAGAAAAGCGGUCCUGGUAUCGAACUUUGGAUUCGAGUUACAUAACAGCUCAGCUUAAGUUGUUCGCGGAGCUGUUCGAGAAAGGUCUCAUUUAUAGAGAUUUGAAACCGGUUUAUUGGUCCCCCUCGUCGAAGUCUGCCCUAGCGGAAGCUGAACUCGAAUAUGACGAAACUCACAAAAGUCCUUCCCUAUAUUUGCUGAUGAAUGUAAAUCGGGUGGACGGAUGCUCAGAAAUUCAAACAAGACUGCAGUCGGGCGAAAAAAUUGCUGCAGUUAUUUGGACAACGACCCCUUGGACGCUGCCAGCAAAUCAAGCAAUCUGUUUUAAUCCAAAUUUGGAGUACAGUUUGGUCGAAGCCGAAGGCAUGGAAGAAUUGCUGUUGAUUGGUUCCGAGUUGGUUUCCUACGUUUCGGCUCAAGCUAGCAUUAAUUUGAAAAAGGUGUUGGAUAUUUCGGGGAUGCAACUAGAAUCGGCAAGGUACGACCAUCCAAUCAAUGGAGAGAGUUUACCCUUCUUAGCAGCAGCACACGUAAAAGCCGAGAAGGGUACGGGUUUGGUGCAUACCGCUCCAGCCCACGGACCAGAUGACUUUCUGAUAUUUCUCACACACAAGAUUCCUAUCAAAUCUUUGAUUGACGAGUCCGGCUGCUACAACGAUCUCAGUCCGGAUUUUUUGAAGGGAAAGUUUGCACUUACAGAUGGUAACCAAUUGGUUUUAAAUCGUCUGCAAAGAGUUACAUUGGUUUGUGGAAGCAUUGAGCAUUCCUAUCCGAUCGAUUGGCGUACCAAGGAACCAGUCCUGUUGAGGGCUAGCGAGCAAUGGUUUAUCAACACCGAUCGGCUCAAAGAAUCAGCACUGGAAGCUGUUGAAGAGGUGAGCAUUUUUCCUCGAACUUCAGCGGAAGUUAGCAAAAAGGUUCUUCGUGGGCAACUGCAGAAACGUGCCUAUUGGUGCAUAUCGAGGCAACGAUCUUGGGGUGUACCGAUUCCGGUGGUUUACGAUCGCCGAUCUAUGAAACCGAUCGUUCACUCGGGAAUUAUCGAAAAUCUUAUUUAUAAACUAGAACAAACCGGAGGUAUUGAUUUCUGGUGGACCUCGAAAAUGCACGAGCUUGUCCCGCAGCAUGUGCUCACCGAACUGAAUCUUUCGGCUGAGGAUUUAGUUAAAGGCAGUGACAUUCUGGAUAUUUGGUUUGAUUCAGGAAUCUCGUGGCUUAGUGUGUUGGGUAGAAAUCGAACGGCAGAUCUCUAUCUGGAAGGACUGGAUCAGUUCACAGGAUGGUUUCAGUCUUCCCUGUUGACGAGUGUAGCUGCCCGCGGUCAGAGUCCCUAUCGGGCCAUUUUCGUGCAUGGGUUUGCUGUUGACGAAAAUGGUUCGAAAAUGUCCAAAUCACUUGGCAACAUCAUUUCGCCGAAGGAAAUCGUUAAACAGUAUGGGUGCGACGCGCUUCGAUGGUGGGUAGCAGCUCAUGCGAUCCAAAAUACCUCAAUUCCAGUGAGCCACAAACUGCUCACUGCUUCUGCAGAGAAUGUGCAGAAAAUUCGUGGCAUCAUGAGGUAUUUACUGGGGGUUAUUUCUACAAGGGGACAGGUCAAAUCUGAUGCGUCCUGUUUGAACCACAUGGAUCGGUAUUAUUUACAACAAUUGCAAAAAUUGCAUGAUACGAUUUUCACACUGUACGAUUCGUACCAAUACAACAAAGCAUCCGCCAUCAUUUUAACAUUUUGCACCUCGACACUAUCUGGUUUCUAUCUGCACCUGAUCAAGGAUCGCCUUUACUGUGGACUAGAUGAGCAGUACCACAGUCUUCAAGCUAUUCUCGCUCAAACAUUUAACAUAUUGUGUAAAGUUCUGUGGCCAAUUACACCGUUUCUGGUGGAAGAGAGUUGGUCCUACCAUAAAGCUGAGGAACCGUUUUAUAAAUCAUGCCAUCAAUUGAAACCAGCAAUUGAAUUCGCCAACUGCGCUACCACACCAGCCAUAGUUGAGCAAGCCCUAGAUUUGAAACGACACAUCUUCCAGCAGCAACACAUGGAAAUUAAUGCGUGGCUUCUAACGGUGGACAUCUCGUUACCGAAGAGUUCACUACUACUACUGCAGAAGCUACACCCUACGUUGAAUCGACCAUGCAGUGAUUCUGAGCUUACAGAAAUUUUGCAAGUUGGAGCGGUUUGCUUACGAGAAUCAUCCGACGAUGGUAUGGCUAUCAAAAUCGACAAGUUGGACAGUCAGCUAUGCCCCCGCUGCAGGCGUUUCGUAUUGGAUACAGAGCAUAGUUCUAUUUGCCAACGAUGUGAGACGGUACUAAAGGCAAAGUCUUUGUGAUAAUUAAAAAUGUACAUAGAAAGGAAAUAUAAUAAAUUGUAAGAAGUUAAUUUAA